This is a messenger RNA of Poecilia reticulata (guppy), 1638 nucleotides long. Lineage: Eukaryota; Metazoa; Chordata; Actinopteri; Cyprinodontiformes; Poeciliidae. The record is from RefSeq and is a predicted model, not a curated record.
UGCCACCUGCUCCUGUUCAUCUGCCCUUCAGUGACAGACCAAGCGGUCCUCCGUCUCUUCCUGCUUUAGUCCCCUCUGUCUUACCUCCUGUGUCCACUCCUUAUACCCCACCUUUGACUGGAUCUGGAUUUGUUCCCUUCCCUCCUUCCUUGAGGAUUUAACUUGACCGUUUGGCUCAGCGGUAACUAACUUUUCACAGCUGGUGGCCUGGUGAUGGCGGAGGGCGUGCGUCCUGAGGAUUACUGUGACGAGCCGGUGGAAGAUGAGUUCGGAGAGAUCAUCAAGUGUCGGUCUGAUGAAAGAGAAGACGUUCAGAAGAAGACUUUCACAAAAUGGGUCAACUUGCAGUUGUGUAAGACAGGAAAGCCACCUGUGGAGGACCUGUUCUCAGAUCUGUGUGAUGGACGACGCCUGCUGGAGCUGCUGGAGGGCCUCAUAGGACACGAGCUAGUGAGACUGGAGAAAGGGACUAGCCGUGUUCACUCACUUAACAAUGUCAACCGUGCUCUGCAGAUCCUGCAGAAGAACAAUGUUGAUUUGGUGAAUAUUGGAGCAGCAGACAUCGUUGAUGGGAAUCACAAACUGAUUCUCGGGCUCAUCUGGAGCAUUAUUCUCCACUGGCAGGUGAAGGAUGUGAUGAAGGAUGUGAUGGCGGGCCUACAGCAGACUAACAGUGAGAAGAUUCUGCUGAGCUGGGUUCGUCAGAACACACGGCAAUACCCUCAGGUGAAUGUGGUUAACUUCUCCAGUAGCUGGAAUGAUGGAUUGGCCUUCAACGCCCUCAUCCACAGCCACAGGCCGGAGCUGUUCGAUUGGAGCGCGGUGGAGACGAAGACGUCGGCGAUCGACAGGCUGGAGCACGCCUUCAGUAAGGCUGAGCAGCACCUGGGCAUCGAGAGACUCCUGGACCCCGAAGAUGUGGCCGUCUCGCACCCCGACAAGAAGAGCAUCAUCAUGUAUGUGACGUCACUCUUCCGGGUUCUCCCCCAAAGUAUUUCCAUGGAGGCCAUCCAGGAAGUGGAGUCACUCCCGUCGGCGACCACGGCCGGCGUCUCCCGUGUGACAACGGAGGAACACUAUCAGAUCCAGACCCAGCAGCGCUUCUCUCAGCAGAUCACAGUGAGUGUGGCUCAGGGGCGCGUGCGGAGCCCCUCCCCUCAGCCUCGCUAUAAAAGCUAUGCCUACACCCAGGCUGCAUAUGUCAAGUCACCAGAGCAAAAGAGGAGACGCUUUACUGAGCAGUUCCUGACCCGCAGCCAGGAGGAGCUUCAGCGGGGCCUCAGUCCUCUGCCUCCUGGAUCCACCAGCCUGGAGAGCUACCAGGCUUCACUGGAGGAGGUGCUGACGUGGCUGCUGUCGGCAGAGGACGGCCUUCACGGCCAGCCCUCCAUCUCCAGCCAUGUGGAGGAGGUGAAGGAGCAGUUCCACACGCAUGAGGGCUACAUGGUGGAGCUGACCACCCAUCAGGGCAGCGUCGGCCGUGUCCUGCGGGCCGGCGCCGCCCUGCUGGCGGAGGGUAACCUCAGUGAGGACGAGGACUCUGAGGUCAGGGAGCAGAUGAACCUCCUGAACUCCCGCUGGGAACACCUGAGAGUAGCAAGCAUGGAGAGACAGAACAGUCUGGUCAUUCACGACUAG